UCUUCGUUUCAACACCACAAGUUUGAAAACAAAAGUGAAAAGAGAAACACUUCACCAUUGUCUGUACUCUGAAUUUCAUUACCAUCCUAGCUCCCUCCUUCAAUCAUGGCCUCAGACACUGCUGAAGUCCUUAAAGAAAACUUCUUGGAAUUUUUCAAAGAUAGUGAGUCUUUUAACCUAUCACCUACUAUCUCUUCCAUAUUGAAGGAAAUAGAAGCAGAAUUCUCAGAGUACAAAGGAUUCUGGUCACCUCCACCUGUUGAGUCCCUACAUUAUUUGUACCAACUGGAUCAUGCAAUUGCCGAGUGUCGUGCAAACAAGAAAACCUUCUCCAUGUUCUCACGUCUUGAUCCAGUAGAACGUGCCAACGAGACCGUGUUGAAAAAUAUCAAGGAGUAUCUCCAAGACACGAGGAAUUUCAAAAAUAAUAUUAAUGAAUACUCAACCUUCCCCUUGUUCUCUUCAUGCAGGUACCCCACGGGAAAUGAUGCGCCAGACCUUUCAGUAUUCGAUGGAGAAAUGGAAAAGAUUGUGAAAUGGCUUGAAUCCAAUAAUGGGUUCAAGGCCAUUGGUAUUCAUGGAAUGUGCGGCACGGGAAAGACCACUCUUGCCAAAAUGGUUCUGAAUGAUCCACGAGUCAGAGACAAGUACAAGAAGCCCAUAUGGGUGUGUUUGUACGACUUGCAAUCAAAAGAAGAAAUGGAUAUUAGGAUUGUUAAGGAGAUGUUGGCACUUUUGGAUGAUGAUCCUGAUCUAUUGGCAGAGGAACCUGAAGAUAAGUGGCUGGUGAAAAAUCUUCAUGAUAAACUCUUGGAUCAGAAGAAUUACUUGAUUGUGUUGGAUGCUGUGUGGCAUUGCAACGAUUGGUUUAAUAAUUUGUUCUGUGUUGAUCAAGAUGGUGGUGAUACGAGCAAAGAACUCUUUUCCCAAGCCUUGCCCAAGGAAACUGGUGGUGCUGUCAUUGUCACCAGCAGACAAAAGGAAGUGACUACUAAAUUGGUGCGUGAAGAGAAUUUGAUUCAUCUUAAGCCUUGGGAUGAUGAAAAAUUGAAGAACUUUGUGAAGCAGUGUUUGAAAAAACAAGAUAAAAUCACUCAGGAAAACAUUGACUGUGUUGCUUAUCAUUGUCAUGGUAUUCCUUUUGUUGCUGCAACCAUCUCAGGUUGGAUAGCUGAGCAGAUCACCAAGACGUCAGAUUCUAAUUGAUCUAUACAUACAGUGUGCGUGUUUAUGAUCUUGUUGUUUUGUUAUGAGAUUUACUUUUAACAGAAGCAUCAAUUCCCAUGUCCUUUGAAUAAGUUUAUACCAUCCUUAUGAUAGAAGGUUAAAAUGAAUGUAAAAGAUAUAAGAACUUAGGGAAGUUCAUUCUCAUCUUCCAACUGUAAACUUCUGCAUAAAUAAAUUUCCAAAUAAAAGUAUU
This is a messenger RNA of Vigna radiata var. radiata (mung bean), 1420 nucleotides long. Its product is annotated as probable disease resistance protein At4g19060. Bases 106 to 1206 code for a protein of 366 amino acids. The record is from RefSeq and is a predicted model, not a curated record. Gene Ontology annotation, biological process: defense response to other organism. The transcript has a single exon. Lineage: Eukaryota; Viridiplantae; Streptophyta; Magnoliopsida; Fabales; Fabaceae. Gene Ontology annotation, molecular function: ADP binding.